This is a messenger RNA of Fonsecaea nubica, 537 nucleotides long. RefSeq lists its product as hypothetical. The record is from RefSeq and is a predicted model, not a curated record. Gene Ontology annotation, cellular component: spindle microtubule; DASH complex. Gene Ontology annotation, biological process: attachment of spindle microtubules to kinetochore. The transcript has a single exon. The coding region runs from base 1 to 537 and encodes 178 amino acids. NCBI's taxonomy places the organism in Eukaryota, Fungi, Ascomycota, Eurotiomycetes, Chaetothyriales, Herpotrichiellaceae.
AUGGCCACCCUUGGUCCUGCUGUCUCCUCGUUGCGUUCCUCCAUCUCCCUUCUCGAAUCGAGCAUUUCAAUCCUGGACGAAGGCGUCUCAGACUUCCCUCGCCUCUGCAAGGUCCUACAGACGCAACAACACUUUGAACUCCUUCCCGAACCCACGCUUCGCGAAGCUCAGCAGUCUUUGGUCGACGAGAUCGUGCCGGCUAUCAACCAACUCUUGUCCACGGCUGAGAACCACAUCAACCAAUUGGGACGGAGAGAAGAGAGCCUCAAAGCCAGAUCGGAAUUGCUCGAAGGGAGACUGAAUAGUAGUAGGCGGAGGACCUCGAGUUUCGGUGGUGGCAACGGCACUCGUUCUUUCCGUACUACGCAAUCGGGACACCUUGCGCAGCCGUUGACCGAUGCCAAAAUGCUGGAGAUGAAGCGCUUGCAGCAGAAGAAAGAGAGGCUGCAAUAUGCCAUUGAGCGACUGGAACUGCAAAGCAAACAAAGAGAGAGAGAGUUGAGAAAGAGCAUGGCUAUCGUGAAAGAUUCACCAUAG